Molecule: messenger RNA, 1661 nt
Organism: Periophthalmus magnuspinnatus
Lineage: Eukaryota; Metazoa; Chordata; Actinopteri; Gobiiformes; Gobiidae
Product: probable methyltransferase-like protein 24
Exons: 5
Coding region: 320-1528 (402 amino acids)
Source: RefSeq, a predicted model, not a curated record
UCAGUUACUAGUUUAUUUAAAGUACUGAGCUCAAGCUACUGAGAUUAAUUUAAAACAGGGCAUUUCUGUUCCUUAGCAACAAAUUUGCUAAGCAACAACUUUCUUUCCUUUUCUCUUAAGUGAAAAGUGAUUGAUUAUAAGUGAAGUAACCAUGGUGUUAGGCCUAAAAGUAUCCCACCUGUUUGCAUAAUACCACGGCUGAUUUAGCUGUAAAACCUUCUUCAGAUGGUAAUGGGAGUAAAUAGCGGGAAGAGGCUAAAGUCCUUGUCCCUUGUCCACUGAGGAAUGUGCCUCGUCAUCACAACAUGCCCUGGGGCAGAUGAGGAAAGAGGAGGGGGCAGUUCUCAGCUGGGACUUUCCUCUCGUCCCCAGAGCAGUGAGAGCGCGGUGGCCGGAGCGCCGGAGAUGUGGCCCGGUGCAGGCGCGGAGGAGCGAGGCUAUGUCGCGGUGGGGGGACCAAACUGGACUUCUUCUGAUCCCACCUCUGCUACUGGCCUUGCAGCUGCUAGUGCUGUGGCCCAGAUUGCCCAGUGCUCACCGCGAAGGCACGGAGAAGCAGGGUGAAGCGGUGUUCAGCGUUAUAAGCAUUGAGCCGGAAACACGCCAGAGGGGGCAGCCUGCACGAGGAGCCGGUGUGCGCCAGGAGGAGGAGGAGGGGGUGCAGCGGGUAGAGCGAGGGGGGCGUGAGGGGUUGUAUGAGGACGAGAAUGAGAUGAACUCGCGACAGAUGGGACCAAAUACUCUGGAGAUGCAGCCUUGGGCUGCCAAUAUGACGUUUGGCGCGGAGCUGAACCGCAUACUAAAGUAUAUCAAUAAUCCACAGCUAAACUGCUCCAAAGUUUUCUCUUCAGGUGAGGCACAGGAGCCAGAGCCCACAGCAGCCCCUCCCCGUUGGCUGCUUUGUGCUGAAGAGUGGCUGCUUCCUACAAUGAAUGGCCCAUGUAUAGCAUACAGCUUCAGUAUGGACGGGGGAGACAGAGACUUUCAAAGCACCAUGUCAAGGCUGGGAUGUGAAGUUCAUAGUUUUGAUCCCAGCAGCUCCAAUACAUCUGGUGGUCACCUUGGCAACAGUUUGGCAAGUAACGGAGGAGGCGUGGUGAGCCGGCAUAAGAUGUGGCUGGAGUGGCGUAGUUCAAGGAAAAGUAGACGCAAGAUGAGAAGAAACUUGGGCAGUGUUUCUCUCACACUGGCAGACAUCAUGGCAGCUCUGGGACACCACACAGUUCACUUCCUGUACGCAGACCUGCUGAGCGCUGAAUGGCGUGUUUUCCAGAACUGGAUUGAAUCAGGCACACUGCAGCAUAUCCAUCAUGUGGUGGCCACAGUGAACCUCCAAUGGGCCGGGUUUGAGGUCGCCGGGACGGACCAGGAAGUGCUACGCUACUGGUUCAGUGUCCUACAGGGACUACAGGCCUCUGGGCUCAAGCUGGUCCACAGCUCUGCAGGAAAAGGACACACUGUCCUCAAAAGGACUGUAGCAGACGCUCACAGCAUCUACACACUGAGCUGGGUCAACACCAACCUCUAACACAAGGCCCGCAGAGACAAAGACAAACUUAUAUUAAUGAUACAGAUGUUGUCCACAUUGAUGUAUUCUUCUGUAAAUGCAGAGCUCCCUCUAUUGGUGAUGGAAAGAUUGCACAUUUGAAAAAGCAAAAAUA